UCGGGCAGUGGGUUAUUUAUACACAGAGCAGAGCUGUGAGAGCAACAUGGCGACGUGCAGGCAGGUGAUAUUGGCCAGCUCUGAAACUUGGCGAUAUCGACAGCUUGUUUCAGUUGUGGACAGAGAAUUCCAGAAGCAGUUAAGGUAGGGCUUGGUGCCUUUCUUAACCCGAAUUUUGAGUUGUGACUGUGAAACUUACUGGAAAUCUGACCUGGGUUUUCAAGAACUAUGUCAGCUGAUAACUGCGGGAUUGACGAGGACCAAUGUACACCAAAGCCAUGUAAGGCCGGCCAGAACCCGGCGGAGACUAACCACGAGCGAAACGAUAUUAACUCAUUUGACGACAUAGAUCCAAAGAAGGCCGAGGAAACGGCCAGGAAAUUAUUCGGUCACAGCACUAAAUAUCUUCUGCCCGAGCAUGCCGAGCGAGGGAAGACACAUCAGCGGUCGAAAUCAUUGAAGGAAGUCGGGGAAAAGCCACCGCCCUCCCCCACUAGGCGAAAAUCAGUACGCUUCGCGGACGCCCUUGGAUUGGAACUCACGGACGUCAAGGUCAUUACUAAUGCGGAGCGAGAGCUGCCGCCGGAAAUACCGGCGCAAGUGCUGCAGUCUCUCCGCCGGAGUCACGAAGAGCUGACGGAGGCUACGAAACAAUUUAUCGAGAAGCACAGAUACCUGACACCCCUGUUUAAUCAGCCUGGGUCCGCUCGGGAGUUUUUAGGAAAGGUGUUCACACAGGCAGUGUGUUUGGAAAGCGCCGUGGUGUCCGAUAUGACCAUCUUAGGUACGAUACGCGUGAGAAAUCUGCAUUUCGAGAAGAAGGUGGGUGUACGAUGGACGUACAACGACUGGAAACUGUGCUUUGACGCGCCCACAGAAUACGUACAUGGGUCUUCUGACGGCACUACCGACAAGUUUUCCUUCACAAUCACCGCACCAAACAACAUGGAAGUCGGCGGGAAAGUGGAACUGUGUGUGCGCUUCGAAAUCCCCGGAAACACAUUCUGGGACAACAACCAAGGUCACAACUACGUGUUCGAGUGUUUCAGUCAGGGAUAUAGUACCUUGUCGACGUCACCCGACGAUUCUUUGUGGCGUUUUACCUGAUUUUUCCAGGUGUGUGACAGUUCUUGUAAUGCCACCCCACUCCCUGCCUACGUUAGUUUUGUCUGUUAACUACUGCUGUUUAUAGUGCAGUUCGUGAUAGUGAACUUCGACCUUUAUUUAUUUGACCUUUAUUUAUUCAUGCAUGUGAUGCACCGGGCUGUUCCAUUAUGAAAAGGGACUUCUAGUCUAAAUGUUUUGCAUAUUUUUAGUAGUAUUACACCUGUCCCUACAUUAUUCAGUCCUUGUACAGUAUAUAUGCUCAUGGGUGAGUUCAAAUCACCGCUGUAUUUUAUUGCAUACAAAAUGUACAUACCUUAUCCUAGGCCGUAUCGGUCCUUGUUUGGAUUUUCGUCUUUUUUGUCCAAAUCCAUAAUGUGAUAACUAUGUUACAUGUAUAUAGAAUGGAAUCGUAAUCCUAGAUGUGUCGAAGGUAUUAUAUUUUAAUCGCAGAGUCGUUUUGCAGCAUUCAGAUGUUCAUAUCUUAGAAAUAUGUGCACUUCCCCAGCCUUGCCAACACUUCUGUGAUUUUGAGAAUAGCAAUAUAUGAUUUGAUAUAUAGAUUAGAUAAUUUCGUCUCCGUGUACAAAAUGUGUUUGUUAGAAAAUGGGUGAACUUUUGAGACGUAAAAAAAGCUGCUUCGAUUGGAUCCGCAGAACAUGACUGGAUGACUAUGCAAAAUGGAAGUGAGUGGAUAUGGUAAAAACCGCAUGUUAUUGAGGGUGACGUUGCAAAAUGUCAGAAACAGUAUGGACAGUCGUUGGUUAGUAAAUAUUUGCGAACUGUGAUUUGUAUACGUCACCCAAUGACUUAAAUAUUGUUAUUGUCAUACAGUGCUAACAAUUGGACGAACACUGUGUGUUGCUAGGCGCAGAAAUGUUAAAUAUUGGUGUUACAGACUGCUGAGCGGUUGUGUUUGAUAUAGAAUGAUUGACGUGUGCAUUGCACGACUGCUCAAUUACCCAACCACCAUCUGUCUGACCUUGAGAACUAUUGGAGAGGAAAUCAGAUUGUAAUAGAGAGAACAGGUCAAAGUAAUUAGUAGUCCGUCAAUUAUGUCCAGAGGGAGGGGCCAGUUGUACAUUUUUGAUUGUUUGACCCAUUCUUGGUCGAACGUUAAAACGUCAUGGAAUUUUGCCAUGUCAACACGCAAUGAGCUGGCCUCGUUACGUUUUAAGUAUAUGGUCAAAAGCAAAACAUACAACAGACAGUUGUUAGAGCAGUAUGUGGAAGUUGAGGGUGUUAUUUCACGUUCAGUAGAAACGUGUACGUGUAACAGAGGCAGUGAAGUGGGGAGGGUUUCCAGAUGAUUUGACAUUGAGCAUUCCCGUGGAGGUCAGAAGAUGGGGCUUGGGUAAUAUUGUGCUACCGUGUUUGCACGAUAUGUACUAAAAAGAUGAAACAUCGGCAAGAACAAUGCAUAUGGAUUUUGAACAUCAGACAGAUGAAAGUCCCUCCAAAUUAUGACUGUAUAAAUGAUAUAGUGUUUCGAUGCAGUCAUUGGAAUCCCUUUGCGGGUUGCGUUUGCUUGCCUUAAAAAAAAACCAAUGCCAUUUGCCCUGCUCUUGACCAUAUGUAUUUAUAGCUUGUCGGAGGUACCCAUGGCCUUGCACUAUUUUGAAACAUCGCAAAAAGUGUGAAAUAUAUGUUGCACAGUUGUUGAUAUGGCAAGUAGUGUACAUAAACGUAGUCUUGAACUAGCUGCUACCAUUUCUCUUGAAAACGAAUGAUGUUUAAGCAUAAACUCUAUGAAAAGAUGUUUGAAAAGAAAAUAUAAUUUAUGUAUCGAGAAAA
Molecule: messenger RNA, 2898 nt
Organism: Branchiostoma floridae (Florida lancelet)
Lineage: Eukaryota; Metazoa; Chordata; Leptocardii; Amphioxiformes; Branchiostomatidae
Product: glycogen-binding subunit 76A-like
Exons: 1
Coding region: 229-1107 (292 amino acids)
Biological process (GO): regulation of glycogen biosynthetic process
Cellular component (GO): protein phosphatase type 1 complex
Molecular function (GO): protein phosphatase 1 binding; glycogen binding
Source: RefSeq, a predicted model, not a curated record